AUGGCCUCCCUCACUACUGCCCCUUCACACCCAAAGCCGACCCUCCCGCGAUUUACUAUUCCAUGUGGUGAUCACGUUCACUCACGCGAGGCCUCACCUUCACCUUGCGUUACUCCAGACGGAUCUAUAUCCAGCAGCAGCCGACGCCCAUCAUUCGGCUCCAUCAAAGAGGACGUCGACGGCAUUGCGCAAUCAUUUGUAGACACUCACCACGUGCCCUCUCCAACGGAACCCAAAGAGCCUCCCAGCCCGGAACCCCAAAUGCAACAGGCCCCAGACUUUUGUUGCCCAUGCGGUGGUUUUCUGGGAUGGAAGCAGAUUCGUCUCAGUGGUAAAAGUCUGAGUCGCAGUUUUGGGGACCUUCGAGGGUUGGCAAGCCAGCAAGCUAAAGGCUGGGCAUGGGAGACGACCGGGUCAGGACGAGAGUUGGUUCCUCCCAAGGCCCCAGAGGUAGUGGAACAGCCACAGCCCCCUGCUGGAAUUCCUCCCGGCACAUCGGCCCUGGAGAAGCUCCCAUCUGAAGUUCUGGAUCAAGUUAUCUCCCACCUGGCUUUGGAUAUCCCGCCGAAUGGAUAUACUCCGCGCAAUGUUGAUCUGGUUUCGUGUCUUCUGAGCUCGCGCACCUUGCACGCGGCGACGUUGAGUGUGCUCUACAGGAACAUGACCUUCCCCCACUCGAUCAUCUUCUCCAAGGCCCUCACACAUAUCUCCUCCUACCCGGCUCUUGGCACGCUGGUGCGCCGUUUGGAUUUUUCUCACUUCACGUCAGUGGGCUUGGGUCGGACUAAGCAGAUGAACGCCGAGAUUCAGAACCUGACCGCGCGGACCCUGUUGCAGUGUCUAGAACUGUUGCCUAACCUGAGGGAGUGUCUGUUGCAAGAGCAUCUUGAGAGUGAUUUGAGCAUGGACGUGAUUCGUAAGAUGUUUAUGGGUCUGCCGAUCCUUCAAGCAGUGGAUCUCUGCGGCUGCUCCACCCAAUCCUUUUCCUCGGUCUUCCAAGAGGCUCUCACCGGUGGCCCGGCUUUACCCAUGAGCAUGCCCAACUUGAAGCGACUCUCCCUCCACGAAUGCAGCACCAUUACGGCGCCGAUGUUUGAUUUCCUGCUGCCGCGACUGAUCAAUCUGACCCACCUUGAUCUGACCCACACGCAAAUCAACGAUUCUGCUCUCUUCGCCAUUCCCGACACCGCUCGUAUCACCCACUUGAGUCUGUCUCGAUGCACUCGCCUGCACCCGCCAGCUCUGAUCGAGUUCUUGACUACUCACCCGGCGGUCUGUGAUUCUCUGGUGUACCUGAACCUGCUGACAGACGCCACUCGAUUCCGUCUUCUGGAAGAAGAUGAUGUCACGGCACUGCUGCCCAAGCUGCCUAACACUCUUCGCUCCUUGAACCUGGGUGGGGCCCGGAUCACUUCGGCCCAUGUACCGCUUUUGCUUCCUCUGACCAAGCACCUCGAGGAACUGGGCUUGAGCUCUGCGGAUCUUUCGGUACAGGAUGUGAACACAUUCUUCACCCGCACGAAGGAGGAUGUGCUCCCCAGCACUCUGUGUUACCUCGAUCUUGCCAAGGUGACACAGAUGACCAUUGGCUCCAUCUUCAACAUGAGCUCGUGCCUCCUUCUGUCAGAGCAGAGCUACCCGCUACAGGUAGUUGAAUUUAGCGACAAAAUCAUUACUCCACUGCGUGAGCGGAGCAAGACCCAACGUGUCUCCGUGGGCUGGACUGUGCGAGAGCUUGGUCGCCGCGGCUGGUACGUUCGGGACCCUGCUUCUAUGCCCAAUUGCCCAAUUGACGAUGGAUACCGCUCUUGGAAGCUUGGCGCCCGCUGGUGGGGUAUGCGCAAGAUUCCUAUGGCCGUCGGUGAUGUCGGUGGUAUCUACGGCCACUACAUGUUCAAGAAGUGA
Molecule: messenger RNA, 1905 nt
Organism: Penicillium odoratum
Lineage: Eukaryota; Fungi; Ascomycota; Eurotiomycetes; Eurotiales; Aspergillaceae
Product: Leucine Rich Repeat domain protein
Exons: 3
Coding region: 1-1905 (634 amino acids)
Source: RefSeq, a predicted model, not a curated record